AUGGAUAAUCUGGAUAAAAAGAAGCACAGAGCUCCAAAAAGCGGCGCAAAGGCGUUGAAAAAAACAAAAAAUCCUGCAGAAGUUGUGUCAAGAAACCCGAAAGGAGCUGCUGUGCAGCACACAGUUAAGGCCGCCAGAAAAGUUAGGAAGACGUUGGAUCGAGAAACAAAAAAGUAUCACAUUCAGUGUGUCGCCGACGCGGCCGCUGUGGAUUGGUCUUCGCCUUUGAUAGUUGGUAUAGUCGGCCCUCCAAAAUGUGGAAAGUCCACCUUAUUGCGUGCGUUGAUUAAACACUUCGGGCGCCAGCUUGUUCCUGUAGUUACAGGUCCAAUCACCGUUGUUGUUGGCAAAAAGUUUAAGAUGACGUUCAUAGAAUGCGAUUGUAACAUUAACAGCAUGAUAGAUGUUGCCAAGGUAGCCGAUAUUGUGUUGCUCGUUGUCAGCGUUCACCGGGGCCUCGAGAUGUACCAUUUCGAAUUUAUUAGUAUGCUGCAGACUCAUGGGAUGCCUCGAGUUAUCCCUGUUCUCAAUCAUCUGGACCAAUUUAAGGAAUCAAGUGCGUCAAGGGCUCUGCGGAAGAAGAUAAAGCAGCGAUUGUGGACUGAUAUUUCCGCAAAGAUUUUUUUGCUCUCUCGUUUCAUUCCGAAAAAGAGAGUUUGUGAGGGUAAGGAAGUUGAGGGCGAUUAUUUGCCUGCCGAAAUCCAACGACUCGCCCGAUUGAUGGUUGUGAAAACCCCAAGGCCCUCGGACUGGCGUGUUGGUCAUCCCUAUAUGUUGGUAGACCGUCUGGAAGAUGUAACGAAUCCGCAAAUUUUAAAUGAAAAUGCGAAGGCAGACCGUGUUAUCAGCCUAUAUGGUUGGAUAAAGGGUGCUCCAAUUGAGACCUCUUCCAGUAAUCCUAUCAUACACAUUCCCGGUCUUGGUGAUUUCCCAGUUGCUGAAUGUACCCGCCAAGAAGAUCCUUGUCCCACCCCAGCGCAGCUUUCUCAAAAUCUUUCAUCAACUGAAGAGGCGACUGAGAUUAAGCUAAAGAAGCGCCUAUCGGAGGGUGAAAGAAAAUUAUAUGCCCCUAUGUCAAGUAUUGGUGGCGUUCUCUUUGACCGCGAUGCCACUUACAUAGAUCUUGGCGGUAGUCACCACUUAGGAGGAGGACGACUCUCUUCGGGUAGACGUGCCGUCAUUGGUCCAGGAGAACAAGAAUUGGCCAAGGCCCGUGACCUCUUGUCAUCUACAGGUCUUGGUCUUGAUGAACGACUUGAACGGGAACAUGAAGUGCGCAUACUCGUUGAUGCACCCCUACUAAAGUCUGAGCAUCGGAGGGAGAAUGCAAAAGCGUCUUCCAGCGUAUCUGAGGACUGUUUUGACUGUACGGAGGGUAAAGGGUUGCGGAUGUUUGAAGACACUGCUUUGCUCGACCCAGAGGAUGAAUUGACAAAUUCGGCUAUAGUGGAGCAGCUAAAAAUCAACCAGAGUGCUGAGUUUGACAACCGACAUCAGUUUCUAAAAAACGCAUUUGAUACAGAAGAGGUGACAUCCAACAAUCCCGGGGCCUCAGCCCUUACGGGAGAAAUGUUCCACAUUUCUACAGUUGUUGAAACUUCGGCUUACGAUGACGUUACUUUACCGCAAAGUCACAUUGACCAGUUCUUCCCAAACUGGCGCUUAUCGGCCUCGACUGUACUGAUCGCUAACCGCUUUGCCACUGGCGAGUGGAAUGCGUCUGAAGACGCCGAACAGCUCUUGGCAGCGGACGCUAAUGCUGUGCGAGCCAUGGAGAAGGUAAAAGCACAAAAGUUGACUAAAGCGGCGGGGAGCAGGAUAAAGUAUAAACCGGAUAAGGAGACCGCCGCUGGCAAAGAAUUUCAUUCUGGUCUCCUAGAAGAUAAUGAAAACGACUCAAGUGAAAUUGAAGAAAACGAAGACGAAGAAGAACUAUGCGACCCAACCGGAGGAUUUGAAAAGAGUUUGCUGCGCCCAACAAAACGCCAACGUAUUCUUGAGAAGCGUCGGCGUCACAAGGAGCUUUUUGAUCGUCUUUACAAUGAAGCGCAGCAAGGCUCGGGUCCAGUAAAUGAACCAGCGACCGCCUUCUACGACAGAAUGACCGCUAGAAAGGAAGCUCAGCAACAACUGAAUCGUGAAGUCUUGGCGAAAUUUCCAGCUAACGUUCGCGAGACAGUAGAGGGUGCACCUCCUGGCUCAUAUAUUCGCCUUCAAAUUUCCGGAGUUCCCUACCAAUUCAUCGAAAAUUUCGACCCUCGACAACCCGUUAUAGUAGGCGGAGUGGUUAAGGGCGAGGAAGCCAGAGGCUUCAUCCAAGCUCGAUUCCAGGCGCAUAGGUGGUUAAAGGGUGUCCUUAAAUCAAAUGAUCCCAUCACCGUGUCCAUUGGCUGGAGGCGGUAUCAAACCGUUGGCGUUUUCUCUCGGGAAGAACACAACUUCCGGAAACGCUACUUGAAGUAUUCGCUGGCUCACGAGCACUGUCAUGUCACCUUCUAUGGGCCAGUGGUCCCAGCGAAAACUGGUGUCAUCGCAUUUGUCAAUUCAACAUGGAGAGAACAGACAGAGUCGUACGUGUCACCGAAGUUCAGAAUUGCUGGUGUUGGCACUGUGACCGAUUGCAACGAGUCUUUCCAGAUUAUGAAGAAGCUCAAGCUGGUUGGCUAUCCGAGCAAAAUUUUCUCAAAAACUGCAUUUGUUCGCGGUAUGUUCAAUUCGGAACUGGAGGUGGCCAAAAUGAUCGGUUCCAAAGUCCAAACUGUGUCAAAAGUCAGAGGCCUAAUAAAGAGCGCCCUUACUGGAACAAGUUGUAGACCUGGAGACUUCCGUGCAACAUUUGAGGCGCCCAUCAGGAAAGCAGACAUUGUGUUUUUACGCACAUUCGUCCCGAUUGAGCUAAGGCCCUUUUACAACCCGAUCCCCAACCUCCUUCUGCCUAAAGCGGGAACUGCUGCCAGUGGUAACCAGUGGAGGAUGCUGAGGACAGUUGGUGAACUUCGCUUCGAAGUCGGGCUCAAACCUGAGAUCAAAGAUGACUCGAAAUACAAGGAGCCCCAACGCGUGCCGUUCGUCCCAGCUCCACUGGCCGUUCCUACCAAACUCUUAACGGCUUUGCCUUUUGCUGACAAGCCCAAAUUAAAAAGGAAACAACUUAGAUCCUUGCGACACAAGAACGAUGAGGUCCAUCGCGCACUCAAGGACAAUAUACCCGCUCCUGUCAAUGUUGACGGGAUAUCUGGUGUACCCGAUCCUGUAGGUCACUCCCAUGAACGUGCCCUACUUAUCCAGCGUCUGCGCCAGUUGCAUCAAGCUUUCCAAGAUAAGGAAAAGGAGAAAAUGAUCGCUCGAACAUCCCAAUAUAAGGCAAAGCGCGCGUUUGAAACUCAGCUAGCACUGGCACGCAUUAAAAAGAGGCGAAAGGAAUUCUUCGCACGGCGGGGUGGACGUGUCGGGGAUGGCGACAGAAAGGACUGA
Mesocestoides corti is the source of this 3474-nucleotide messenger RNA. NCBI's taxonomy places the organism in Eukaryota, Metazoa, Platyhelminthes, Cestoda, Cyclophyllidea, Mesocestoididae. The record is from the annotation of a GenBank genome assembly.